GCGCGCAGCACCGCGCGUGCAGCCGUCUCCCCUCGAGCUGUGUGCGCUGACACAGCCCCGCAGAGCCUCCAGCGGCCGCCUCACUGUCCGCGUUCACUCCGCCACAGACGGAGCUCCAGCUACACGAGCGAGACCCGGGAGCGGCUCCAACCCUGCGACGCACACAGAGAAGUAUCCCGCUGAAGGAAGGAGAGAGCUGGAGAACAAGAGACGCCUCCAACUGCUCCGCGUACGUUACUCUCUACCCGGCAUCGCUCCGCCGCCGGACGGACCGCUCACCCCGAGAGACGAGAGGGAACCACGUUGGACGUUUUGCUUUUCUUCCACAAGAAAAUGGCAUCAAACGACUCGCGGCUCCAGCAGCAGCCGUCCCAGAAGGACGCGGCCGACCAGAACUUCGACUACAUGUUCAAGCUGCUGAUCAUCGGCAACAGCAGCGUGGGCAAGACCUCCUUCCUGUUCCGCUACGCCGACGACUCCUUCACCUCGGCCUUCGUCAGCACCGUGGGCAUCGACUUCAAGGUCAAGACCGUGUUCCGCAACGACAAGAGGAUCAAGUUGCAGAUCUGGGACACGGCGGGGCAGGAGCGCUACCGCACCAUCACCACGGCGUACUACCGAGGAGCCAUGGGCUUCCUGCUCAUGUAUGACAUCAGCAACCAGGACUCCUUCAACGCAGUCCAGGACUGGGCGACGCAGAUCAAGACGUACUCGUGGGACAACGCUCAGGUGAUCCUGGUCGGCAACAAGUGUGACCUGGAGGACGACCGGUUCGUCCCCACGGAGGACGGCCAGCGGCUGGCGGAGGACCUCGGUUUCCAGUUCUUCGAGGUCAGCGCCAAGGACAACAUCAACGUGAAGCAGGUGUUCGAGCGCCUCGUGGACGUCAUCUGCGAGAAGAUGAACGAGAGCGUCGAGGGCGACGGCAACCUGGCGUCCAACCACAGGAACCAGGUCCUGAAAGACUCGCCGUCGGAGAGCCACGGGGGCUGUGGCUGCUGAACCGCCCGGCCUCUUACCAGCUCCCCCGACACACACACACACACACACACACACACACACACACACAGACAUUUCCUCUCUGUGCCUCGACCACGUAAAGUGCCGGACCUCUUCCUCUCUCAUCCCUCCAGCCACAACCAAAGGGACAGCUCGCUGAAAUAAUCUUCAUCAGCGUUGUCAGGCCCUCCUCCUCCGCCUCCUCCCAGUGUUUCAGUCUUUGACGUUUUUAAUGGGCUUUCUAUCCCUGUUGUUUCUGUGGGGAGCUGAUAGUCCCCUGAAGCCGGUCCUUGGCCCCGCCCACUUCAACCGCCCCUCGACAACCGCUGCGACCUUAUCUGAACCUUUUUGUUUUGUGGCUUUCUUUCUUUUUUUUCUUCUCCAAGACAAAUAUUUGUGCAGAUAAUGCUUGAAAGCUAGGGAUGCCAAAUAGUGACCGUGGGCGGCUGCUGAGCCGGCUUCAUAUUCACCGUAGGCUACAAGGGAGAGGGGCAUCGAUCUUAAAUGUUGAAUAUAUAUAUAUAAAUAAAUGUCUUUGAGUAGAGACGGGGCGGCCAACUCGGCGGUGGAGAUAAUAAACCUUCACGUUGUCGUUUCUUGGGUUCGACGUUAUGAUCCGCUCACGUCUCCACGGAGAUCACGCACGAGUCGACGGCGUCCCGAUGGAAGUUAUUUACAUUUCAAAGCAAAGAUCGGUUGUGAAUAUAUUUUUAUUUUCUAUUGUUGGUUGUUUUCCGUGAAGUGUCCUUUCCGGUCCGGACGUGCUGACUCAUCCGCACUACUUUAACACGAGUGUGCGGAACACUUCGUGUAGUAUUUCAGCGCGGUGCAGGUAUUUAAAUGUCCAGGAGGGGGCGCCACCGAGCCUCAAUGUGCUCAACUGUCCUGACGUCUGAAUAUUUAACCACUUUGUCUGGUUCCUGCCAUAUUGUAACACUGACGUGUGUGUGAGUAAGUUUGUGUUCCUUCUCUCUUCUGUGUGGCCCUUUGUGUGUCACGUGUCUCUUUCCUGAUUGGAGGCUUUUCUAAAAGGGGAGAUCACAUCGUUGGAUCCCUUUUUUAAAUUAUUAUUGAAGGUUCUGAAUGUGUAGGAUGGAUUGUGUGUGUGGUGGGGGGGACAAAGAAAAAAAAUGCAUCCUAUAAAUCAAGUAUGUCGACAUGUGUAUUUGAAAAAUAAAGAAUAUAUUCAUUAUAAAGGG
Pseudoliparis swirei is the source of this 2198-nucleotide messenger RNA. It is a transcript of the gene rab3db, whose product is annotated as RAB3D, member RAS oncogene family, b. The record is from RefSeq and is a predicted model, not a curated record. NCBI's taxonomy places the organism in Eukaryota, Metazoa, Chordata, Actinopteri, Perciformes, Liparidae. Gene Ontology annotation, biological process: regulation of exocytosis; protein localization to plasma membrane; protein secretion. Gene Ontology annotation, molecular function: GTP binding; GTPase activity. The coding region runs from base 334 to 1002 and encodes 222 amino acids. The transcript has 5 exons. Gene Ontology annotation, cellular component: synaptic vesicle; plasma membrane; endosome.